Molecule: messenger RNA, 1125 nt
Organism: Brenthis ino (lesser marbled fritillary)
Lineage: Eukaryota; Metazoa; Arthropoda; Insecta; Lepidoptera; Nymphalidae
Source: the annotation of a GenBank genome assembly
AUGAAUCCAACAAGUGAAAUCGAAAUCAGCAAAUUAGAAUUUGAUAUGAAAACAAUGUGCAGAGUUUGCUUGACUCAUAAUAUUGAUACGAGUGAACUGUUUAUGGAUAAUGAUAAUAAAUUAUUAAAUAAAAUCCAAUUUUGUACUGGAAUUCUGUUUAAAGCAAUGGAAGGUUAUCCAACACAAAUAUGUAAGAUAUGUACUGACAAUUUAUCAAUAGCUUAUAAAUUCAAGAAUUUGUGCCUAUUAUCUGAAGAAAUAUUCUUGAAAUUUAUAGAAAAUAUUAAAAUUGAAGCGUCCGAUGAUGACAGACGUGAUGAUGCUUAUGAAAAUAAUGAAUGUGAUACAAAUGUGAAAUAUGAAAUUGGCAGUGAAAUAAUUAAAGGAGAUGUAGAACUAGAAUCCAAUAUAUUUUUAAGAAAAAGUACUAGAUCUGAAAUGGCUAAAGAAAGCAAAGUACCUGAAUCCAGCAACAUAAAGAAACGUGGGCCUUAUAAAAAGAAAAGUGUACCUCGUUUAAGAAAGUAUAAGUUUAAAAAACUAACAUGUGAAUCAUGCAAUCUAAAAUUUCCUUCAAAAAAGCAAUCGGAUGAACAUAGAAAAAAGUUUCACAAUGAAAAUGUUAGUUGGAUAUGUGAGAUAUGUGGCAAGACAUUUUUGUACCGUGGUUCACAUUAUACACAUGUACGGUCACACGAGCCCCCUCGAUACUCCUGUGCACACUGCGACUACUGCAGUACUAUGAAAAGUGACUUAGAGAAACACUUGAGAAUACACUUUGGUAUAAAGAAGUAUAAAUGUUCAAAAUGUCCCGCUUCAUAUCACACGGUAUCGAACCUACACGACCAUGAACGUCGGUUGCACCAGCGCAUGAAACGCUUCCACUGCACCCUAUGUGAUCUCACUUUCUAUGAUAAAACAAAACUGAACAGACACAUUGACUCCCAUAAUGCUAUUAAACGAUUCACUUGUGAAAUAUGCCAUUCAAGUUUCACAAGACGAUGUCAUUGGAAGAAACAUCUUGAAAAACAACAUAAUAUAUCCAUUCCACCGCAAAGGCCUGGGAGAAGAAAAGCUAAUAUAAUAGAUCCCGCUAACAAACAUUCCUUUUUGAGUGAAGUCGGU